AUGAAUGUUUCCAAUAAAUACGCUAGCGCCUAUUGGAAUCAAGAACUCAUGGGGGAUCUAGGUUCACCUGAGCUUGCCGGAGCAGACACCUCUUCUUCAAUCUCAAUCUCGUUGUCCAUCUUCCCUUUACAGCACAUCUUCAGCACGUGGAGUCUUCCUUUCGCUACCGACCUCGUCAUUCCUCUGACAGAUCAGCAAAUAUCAUUGUCACCAAGGGCUUCUACCAUGACUACCAAGUCAAUAUCUCCCGAUGCGGACGCAAAUGUUGCUCCUAAAUUUGGACUGGAGCUUGGGAUUGGCAUGGUCGACAUUCUCGUUGGGCCUGAACAAAAGGCUUUCCGAGUCCACAAGCACCUGCUAUGUACUAAGGUCCCCUACUUUCAUAAGAUGUUCAACGGCGGAUUCAAAGAAGCUUCGGAUUAG
Lachnellula hyalina is the source of this 423-nucleotide messenger RNA. RefSeq lists its product as uncharacterized. The coding region runs from base 1 to 423 and encodes 140 amino acids. The transcript has 3 exons. Gene Ontology annotation, molecular function: protein binding. The record is from RefSeq and is a predicted model, not a curated record. Lineage: Eukaryota; Fungi; Ascomycota; Leotiomycetes; Helotiales; Lachnaceae.